Chenopodium quinoa (quinoa) is the source of this 1290-nucleotide messenger RNA. RefSeq names its product GPI-anchored protein LLG1-like. The transcript has 3 exons. Bases 445 to 990 code for a protein of 181 amino acids. Lineage: Eukaryota; Viridiplantae; Streptophyta; Magnoliopsida; Caryophyllales; Amaranthaceae. The record is from RefSeq and is a predicted model, not a curated record.
UCGGGUUAAAUCGGUACCAGGUUCAGUUUAGAUCGGGUUAGAUUCGGAUUCGGAUUAAGUUCUGGUCGGUUACAGAUCAAAUUUGGGUCCUGAAUUUCCCGGGUCAAAUCGGAUCAGUUACAGUUUGAAACAGAUAAUUUUUUUCAGACCAGUUCGGUUUUAACACCUCUAUAUAUGUACUUUGUAUAUAUGUAGUUUACUAGUUUUCUAACUAGUGUUUCUAGUAUCUGAAGUACGUUGUACCGAACACACAGUUCGGUGGAUAAACUACAUAUGGCAGGCUGGCAAUGAUACUAAUUCCACGAACAACACUUUCAAAGUCUCAAUCAAUUGACUUAGUCAAUAUUGCCUCACUUCAUCCAAUUAUGUAAAUAAACACUUCUCUCUUACUGAAAAUCUGCGAACGACAAAGCUCACCUAAAUAUCUGUGAACUUUCAAAAUUCAUGUCGAUGGCAACCGAGAAGAGUAUAAGGAGCUCACGGGACAUGAUCAAGUUCUUUCAUUCUUCUACUACUGGGAUUGCUGUGGCAUCAGUCACAUUCAUGAUUCUUUUACUUUUACUUCCUAUAGCUUCGGCAAAUCCCUCAGAUGAUUUACAACACCCUCGAUUUUCUGUAGGCCGACAUCUUCUUCAAGCUACAAAAGAUUGCCCACUAGAUGUUCAGCACUGGAACUACACGAUCAUAACAAGCAGAUGCAAAGGACCCAAAUAUCCAGCCAACAUAUGUUGUGGGGCUUUCAAGGAAUUGGCAUGCCCUUACACUCCAACCCUAAACGACGUUACCAACAAUUGUGCAACCACCUUAUUUAGUUACAUCAAUCUCUAUGGAAAAUACCCACCUGGCCUUUUUGCCAACGUUUGCCGUGACAGUAAGCGUGGCCUUGAGUGCACUGAUGCCCAGAUGUCCAUGUCCAUGUCCAAGUCCUCUUGCAGCACUGCCACAAUAAGUAUCUUCUUUCUUUCAAUUUUCUACUGGAUGCUCCUAUGAUUCUUGGUUCUUUUUUCUUUGACUUUGUAGUUAAUUUUCUUCCAAUCUAUAACCUUGAUAUGUAAUAUUAUGUAUACUAAUACAGUAACCAACUGGCAAAGACCAAAGUAUCAAUAGUACAACAAUUUAUACCAUGUGCCUUGUAUGGUACAACCAAGCCUAUUCUUGCUUAUUUACUCAUUUGGAAUUCUUGAAAUUGAGCAAAUGAGCCAGGAAAUAGCAAUUAAUAAUGUAGUACUCAACAUUUAUUGUACAUGAACUGCAUGCACGCUAAUAAAGCUACAAAAUUCAAUGUCUUGA